This is a messenger RNA of Tarenaya hassleriana, 1988 nucleotides long. RefSeq lists its product as uncharacterized. Gene Ontology annotation, molecular function: transcription coregulator activity. The record is from RefSeq and is a predicted model, not a curated record. NCBI's taxonomy places the organism in Eukaryota, Viridiplantae, Streptophyta, Magnoliopsida, Brassicales, Cleomaceae. Bases 126 to 1508 code for a protein of 460 amino acids. Gene Ontology annotation, biological process: regulation of DNA-templated transcription. The transcript is spliced from 6 exons.
UCACUCUAACAAAACUGCAUUAAUCUCUCUCACCAGCUCCUCUUCGUCGUCUUCAUCUCCAUCCUCCCUCUGCCAUUGCUUAUAGUUUCAGCAGCUGAAAAGAAAGAUAAACGGGCAACAAUAAGAUGCCGAGGCCUGGUCCGAGACCGUACGAAUGCGUGAAACGAGCUUGGCACAGCGAUCGUCACCAACCCAUCAGAGGUUCACUCAUCCGUCAGAUUUUCAGACUCGUCAGAGAAGCUCAUAGCGCGACGACGAGGAAGAACAAGGAAUGGCAGGAGAAAUUGCCGGUGGUUGUCUUAAAAGCCGAGGAGAUCAUGUACUCCAAAGCCAAUUCAGAGGAAGAGUAUACAAAUGCUGAGACGCUAUGGAAUAGGGUUAAUGAUGCUGUUGAUACGAUCAUUAGGAGGGAUGAGAGCACUGAAACUGGGCAGCUUUUGCCUCCUUGUGUUGAAGCUGCCCUUAAUCUCGGAUGCGUUGCUGUGAGAGCUUCAAGAAGCCAACGGCAUAGUAACCUAAGGACUUACCUCACCCCGAGAAUUCAAGAACCAGUUUCUGCACCUGGUAGAACAGCAGAUACAACUUCUAAUGAGCCAUACCGUGAUUGUCAAUCCCAUAAAUCCAAUAAACCGAGCCAUUCAGCUAAAGCAGGAAUUACUGUGGAUAUACCUGAUAAUAGUGCAACUGAAAACAACAAAUUUAUUGCUCCUUGUGGUGGUCGUCCAUUUCUACAUGGAUCCAUACUGCAGAUGGGGCAUAACCAGUUGGCUAGACUAGACACUGGUGCUCCAGUAACCUUGGGGUCUGUUUAUCCCCUUUAUUACGGGGCUAAUAGUCGGGCAGAUAAGCAAGUAAACUUGUCGGGUGUCAUUGAACAAACGAGUGCCGGACCCGUAAUCAUUGGCAUGCCAAUUGGUGUACCGGAUUCGUAUCCGGGUGAGAAGGCUGGGUUUCAAGAUCUUUUCUCACGUUCAACAACUGCUUUGACUUCUAGAGAGACAGAACAAGCAAAACUGAAGGAAACCCUGGAUAAACGGACUAAGGUAAUCUGCGAUUUGUCUUUGAGGCUUGGUCCAUCUCCCGAGCCGUGCGCAAGAAUGGAAAAGGCUUCCCUCCUAGAAGAUGUGGGGUGUAGCAAUGAAAGAGAUUGCGGGUCUAGUCAACAUUACCCAAGAAGAAAAGAAGAGUUAUGUUUUCUAUCUGGGAUGAAGAAGAAUGGUGUCUUUGGAUCAAACCGGGGCCAAUGGUUCUCAAAUCACGAAGGACACGACGUUUUCGAGUGGAUGUAUGAUACAGACAGGAGAAGACGAGAAAGGCCGAGACCCCCCCUGGAGCGUAAUGUGGGAGACAAGAGUGAUAAUGCUAUUGUCCACUCUCCUCGGUGUACGAUGAUCAUCUGUCCCUGUCAUCUGUCUAAAUUCUCUGUGUGUCUUCCUUUUCAUGUGAUCUUUGCAGGAAGGACAACUAAUGGAUCGUCAAUGAGACUCUUCAUUUGUUUUCUUACAUAGCAGAGAGAACAGUCAAAAGAUUCUUCAUGGAAGCUUCACUCAAGGUCACAAGUCCUCUUGAGAGAGACGAAUCCGAACCUAAAUCUGAACCCGAAGCCUGAAGGUAAGGUAUUCUAUUUCACCGAAUCCAAACUCGUCCCCAUCGUUGUCCGAGUACCCGAUUUUACGCAAAAAUCGGGUAGCUUUGCUAAGCCAUAUUCGACACAUUUGUCCUAAACGUCAUAGCUAUAGCUUUUGCGGUAAUACGAGUAUAUCAACCCGACCUUUCCAAACAGAUUUCUAGUUAUGGUAAAGUGAUAUAAACGAAUCAAAUCGAAUACGAAGAUCAAAUAUCUAUCAAGACAGGGCAUUUUGUAAUGAAAUUAAAAGAUGAUUUCUUCUUCUUUAUAGUUAACUUGUAGGGUUCUGAUCUUCUUUGUUACCAAUGUAAUGAAACGACGUUCACGGGUAUUCAUAUCGAGCAAACGGGUUUGAUCCAUC